AUGUUGCUGUGGUCAGUAUGGAGUGUAAUUUUACUACUGACGACAGUGGACGCUGCAGAGGACGAAGAUGUGAGAGCAGGCUGCAGCACGGCUGUCAAUGACCUGGUAUACAUCAUUGAUGGCUCAUGGAGCGUUGGCGUCUCGGACUUUGACACUGCCAAGCAGUGGCUUAUCAACAUCACCAGCCAGUUUGAUAUCAGUUCCCACUACACACAGGUGGCUGUGAUCCAAUACAGUGACACACCUCGGCUGGAGAUUCCUCUUGGGAAACACCAGGGAGUAGCAGAGCUCAUCAAGGCCAUACGGAGCAUCAGCUACCUGGGAGGAAACACACAGACUGGCAGGGCUAUCAAGUUUGCAGUGGACCACGUGUUUGCCUCCUCCCAGCGGGGCAAUCUGGUCAAGAACCGCAUCGCUGUGGUGGUUACAGAUGGCAAAUCACAGGAUGAUGUGGUUGAUGCCAGCAUGGAGGCUCGAGCACAGAGUAUUACUGUAUUUGCUGUGGGAGUUGGCACUGAGAUCACCACUUCCGAGCUGAUCUCCAUUGCCAAUAAACCUUCAUCUACCUAUGUCCUGUAUGCUGAAGAUUACACCACCAUCGAUCGUAUUCGAGACUCCAUGGAGCAGAAGCUUUGUGAAGAGUCUGUUUGUCCCACACGAAUCCCAGUGGCAUCCCGUGAUGAGAAAGGCUUCGAGCUGAUGGUGGGCAUGAACAUUCAGACCAAGGCAAAGAAGAUCCCUGGCUCUUUAGUUUCUGAGACUGCCUAUGGCCUUGCUGCCUCCACAGACAUUACUGAGAAUACCAGGGAGAUUUUCCCAGAAGGCCUUCCUCCAUCGUACGUGUUUGUGUCCACUCUACGUCUGAAAGGGAUCUCUAGCAAGCUGUCCUUUGACCUUUGGAGGGUGCUGUCAAAGGAUAAGGCGAUCCAAGCUGCAGUAACACUGAGCGGAAAAGACAAAACUGUUACCUUCACCACCACCAGUACAACAGAGAAAGAGCAGAAAGCUGUCUUUAAAACAGGCUUUCAGACUCUUUAUGAUGGAAAAUGGCAUCAGAUUAAAGUACUAGUGAGGCAUCGCCAGGUCACCGGUUUCCUUGACGAUCAGCGCAUCCAGGAACUAAUGCUGAAACCGGUGGAGCCAAUUUACAUCAAUGGGGAAACGCAGGUGUCUAAGAGGCGAGGAACAGACAUCACUGUACCUGUGGAGAUUCAGAAGCUGCGUCUCUACUGUGAUCCCCAUCAGAGCGAGAGAGAAACAGCUUGUGAAAUCUACUCCGUCGAUGAUGAAAGGUGCCCUCUGAAUAGAACUGCCACAGUGGAAGAAGAAGACUACGAUUGUGUAGUCGGCCCACCAGGACCCACGGGUUCACCAGGUGAGAAAGGGUCACAUGGGCCACCAGGGCCUGAAGGCAAGCCUGGUAAAGAAGGGAAACCUGGUGAUCCUGGCCCCCAGGGAUUUCCAGGGAUGAAGGGUGAAGCAGGUCCGACAGGAGCAAGGGGAGCACCUGGUCCUAAAGGUACAAAGGGAGACAGAGGCGAGCCAGGCUUAACAGGAGAACCAGGUCUCCCAGGACCUAAGGGUCUCCCUGGUGAGAGAGGAGAGCCAGGACCUCCAGGAGAAGCUGGGCCGAUGGGGGAGCCUGGACCUCCAGGCCGUGUGGGACUGGUUGGCGCGCUGGGACCAAAGGGAGAGAAGGGUGAUACUGGGCCAACUGGUGCUGCUGGAGCUCAAGGUGCCCCGGGGGUGCGGGGACCUCCUGGUGAACCAGGUCUACGGGGACCUCUGGGUGAAAAGGGGUUGCCUGGCCCACAAGGUCCCCCUGGAAUAAAGGGAACACUGGGAGCCCAAGGGCCCCGGGGGCCGCCUGGCGAGAUCGGCCGAGAUGGUCCCAAGGGGAACUGUGGAGAUCCAGGAGUGCUUGGUCCUGUUGGUCCACCAGGCCUGACGGGAUCAAGUGGAGAACCAGGCGUUCCAGGGCUGCCAGGGGCCAUGGGUCUGCCAGGGUUCAAAGGUCAUAAGGGGGAGAGAGGUGAACCUGGGUCUAAAGGAGCACAGGGGGAGCGAGGCAGAGACGGAGAUCUCGGGAGUCCCGGCGUGCCGGGCGAAGUGGGACCCAGGGGAUGGAAAGGAGAGAAAGGAGUGACAGGUGAUACGGGCCCCAGAGGACCCGAUGGAAAGAAGGGUGACAUGGGCCACAUGGGUGUCAUUGGUCCCAGGGGAUUUCCCGGACAGGAUGGGUCACCAGGCCAACCAGGCCAACCAGGCCAACCGGGAUAUCCUGGCAAACCUGGUAAGCCUCCCUCAGACGAACAUCUUGUAAAGCUCUGCACUGAUGUUCUGCGUAACCAGCUGCCAGCAUUGCUACAGAGCCUGACUCCUCACUCUAGGUGUGAACCCUGCCAGGGUGUGAAGGGUCCUCCAGGUGAGCCGGGAGCACCGGGACCCAAAGGCUCCAUGGGAACUCCAGGCUACCCUGGCAGAAAUGGCGCUCCUGGUUACCCAGGACCUCCUGGAAUACAGGGCCCCACAGGCCUCAAAGGUGACAUGGGACCCAGAGGGUUGAAAGGCAGAAAAGGAGAUGGAGACCAGGGACCACCAGGACCACAUGGACAGCAAGGGAUUCAGGGUCCCCGUGGCUUUGAUGGGAUUGGCCAGCCGGGCAACCAGGGAAUCCCAGGCAAACCGGGUCCACCGGGAGAUCCUGGCAAAAGGGGUAGCCCAGGACUUCCAGGGGUUUGUGACAUCUCUAUGUGCUAUCAGACCUACAAUCUCAGGGAACACUACAGCAAAGGACCACACAUCUGA
Molecule: messenger RNA, 2808 nt
Organism: Pelmatolapia mariae (spotted tilapia)
Lineage: Eukaryota; Metazoa; Chordata; Actinopteri; Cichliformes; Cichlidae
Product: collagen alpha-1(XXI) chain
Exons: 31
Coding region: 1-2808 (935 amino acids)
Source: RefSeq, a predicted model, not a curated record